Molecule: messenger RNA, 612 nt
Organism: Lathyrus sativus (Indian pea)
Lineage: Eukaryota; Viridiplantae; Streptophyta; Magnoliopsida; Fabales; Fabaceae
Source: the annotation of a GenBank genome assembly
AUGACAGACGAAUGUACGGCAAACAGACUCAGAGUAUCAUAUGCGCGCAUACUUGUGGAAAUGGACAUUACAAAGGAACUGCCACAAAUAAUUACCAUUGGGGAUAAUGAAGGAGAGAAAAUCCAACAACCUAUUGAGUAUGAAUGGAGACCCCUGUUCUGCAGCAAGUGUCAAAAGGUUGGUCAUAGCUGUGAUAAACCCAAAGUCACACAACAAUGGAAACCAAAACCUGCACCACAACAUGUAGACAAUGUGAAAACUGUGAUGGACAACACUACUAAAAGGAUUCAUAGGACUGAGGGAAACAACAACAUUGUAGGAGACAAGGUUAAUUCCCCUGCUGUGGAGAACAAUGCUAAGGGAAAUACAUUAGGUGAGUGUCCCACUGAUCUGGUGAGUAAGGCUGCUGAUCCACCUCUAGAAAAUGGAGUGAACAUUAUUGAGCAGGUUGAGGCAGUUAUGGAAAAGUGGAUAGAAGUCAUACGAAGUGGUAAGGAUAGAGGUAAACCACAAGACAACCCUAACAAUAUAAAUAAGAUUGUUUGUGCCAACGGCUUUGAGGCUCUUGAGAUUUCGAAGGAUCUUAUAGAGUCUCAAAAUACCGGCCAAUGA